Brassica napus (rape) is the source of this 1317-nucleotide messenger RNA. Its product is annotated as vesicle transport v-SNARE 12-like. The transcript is spliced from 5 exons. The record is from RefSeq and is a predicted model, not a curated record. Lineage: Eukaryota; Viridiplantae; Streptophyta; Magnoliopsida; Brassicales; Brassicaceae. Gene Ontology annotation, biological process: intracellular protein transport; vesicle-mediated transport. Gene Ontology annotation, cellular component: membrane. The coding region runs from base 533 to 952 and encodes 139 amino acids.
AUUUCUUAGAAAUAUUGAGCUAGAGCUGCCGCCGUCGCUUCUUUUCAGAUGAUGCUCUAUAGGAAAAAAUUUCUCUAACGGCGUUAUCUGCACUUUAAAUUUGACCAUUAACGUGAUUUAUCCCACACGUCUCACUCUCCAGCAUUUAAUCGAACUCAUCAUCUACCACUUUGAAACCGAAAAGAAUAGUCUCUGCAAAUAACCAAUAAUGGCGAAUUCCCCUGUUGAGGUUCUAGGAGGCUAGGAAUGUCAAGAAGGGCGGUGAACUAAUGGGAUUGACAUGCUGCUCCUUGACGACGGGCAGUAAUCAUGGCUGCCUCAUGUUAACCCUUUUUUGGCAACUUUUCAUUGAGCAACAACAAUUUUCGACUCUCUGAAGCCGAUGUCUCCAUUAGAUUCAACGAUGGUACUUCGUUCUCAGAACUGAAAGAGGUUAUAUAAUUAUGUUAAGAUCGAAGAUGAGCGACAUAUUUAAAAGGGUUCGAGCAUCAGUACUGCGAGCUCUCCACCAGUCUCUCCAGGAAAUUUCAUUAUGCGUCGCUUCUCUCCCACAGAGAAGAGAAGAAGGAUAAGCUUGCUGAGAUUAAGUCUGGCUUGGAAGAAGAUGAUGCUUGAGGCAAUAAGUUUGCAGCAGAGUGCUAAUCUUGUGUGUCUUUCUAAACUAAGAGAGUAUAAAUCUGAUCUGAACCAAUUGAAGAAAGAUUUCAAACGAGUGUCUUCGCCAGAUGCUAACCAAUCUACACGUGAAGAUCUGAUGGAACCCGGAAUGGCGGAUGUGCAUGCGGUAUCAGGUGAUCACGGUGAGAGAUUUGCAAUGUCAAUGGAGAUGCUUGACCAAUCAAGCAACAUAAUCAGGGAGAGUAGAAGAUUAAUGCUGGAGACAGAGGUUGGCAUCUCAGUUGUUGAAAAUCUGAGCCAGCAACGCCCAAACCCUCCUUCACGCUCACACUAAGAUGUUCACAAAAUUAUUCUCAGUCGACCGCAUUUCAUGUUUUCACUUUUCACAAUCGACCCUUCUGCAAGGGUCUAUCAACAUGCAUCGGCUUAACACUAUCAAACACUUUCUGAAAGAAGGGGCCACUUAUAAGAUCAGUUGCUUUGAGGUUGCAAGAAGCAACACCCACUUCAAGCUGGCAGAUUCAAGUGUCCUUAUUCGCCUCUUCACCAUUUAAUGCCUUUUACAUUCAAGCUUUCACUGUUGAUUUUCUAUCAUAAGUCCAAAUUCUCUAUUAUUAAACAAGUACACUGAAAACCAUUAACUAUAUGAAUGUGCUACAACAAAAUUAAUUAGCUCUUUGCGUCUAUAUUGGCAACAUC